GUCAUCAUCCUGCGCCCGCCUGCCUCGCGACGUGCCGGCGGCUGGCGCAGCCCUCUGCUCGCCCGGCCUCCCCCUCCCUGGUUCCGCGCUCUGGUUCCGCCAUGGAAUCCAACAAGGAUGAAGCCGAGCGCUGUAUUACCAUCGCCCUCAAGGCCAUUCAGAGCAACCAGCCCGACCGGGCGCUCCGCUUCCUGGAGAAGGCGCAGCGGCUGUACCCGACGCCGCGAGUUCGCGCCCUGAUCGAGUCCCUCAACCAGAAACCACAGUCCACCGGUGACCAUCCCCAACCCACAGACACAACGCAAAGGAAAGCAGGUGGGGUGGAUGCCCCCUCGGCCAACGGAGAAGCUGGAGGAGGAGAGAGCACCAAAGGCUACACCGCAGAGCAAGUAGCAGCAGUGAAAAGGGUCAAGCAGUGUAAAGAUUACUAUGAGAUCCUGGGGGUGAGCAGAGGGGCUUCCGAUGAGGACCUGAAGAAGGCCUACCGCAAGCUGGCCCUCAAGUUCCACCCAGACAAGAACCACGCACCUGGUGCCACUGAAGCUUUCAAAGCCAUUGGCACAGCAUAUGCGGUACUUAGUAACCCAGAGAAAAGGAAGCAGUAUGACCAGUUCGGUGACGACAAGAGCCAGGCAGCCCGGCACGGCCAUGGGCAUGGGGACUUCCACCGUGGCUUUGAGGCUGACAUCUCCCCUGAGGACCUCUUCAAUAUGUUCUUUGGCGGUGGCUUCCCGUCUAGUAACGUCCACGUCUACAGCAACGGCCGCAUGCGCUAUACCUACCAGCAAAGGCAGGACCGCAGGGAGAACCAGGGUGACGGCGGGCUGGGGGUAUUUGUUCAACUGAUGCCCAUCCUCAUCCUGAUCCUCGUGUCGGCUCUCAGCCAGCUCAUGGUCUCCAGCCCCCCGUACAGCCUGAGCCCGAGGCCGUCGGUGGGCCACGUCCACAGGCGAGUCACCGACAACCUGAAUGUCGUCUACUACGUGGCAGACACCUUCUCAAAGGAGUACACAGGCUCCAGCCUCAAAACAGUUGAACGGAACGUGGAAGAUGAUUACAUCGCCAAUCUCCGAAACAACUGCUGGAAGGAGAAGCAGCAAAAGGAAGGCUUGCUGUACCGGGCCCGCUACUUCGGUGACACAGAUAUGUAUCACAAAGCACAGAGGAUGAGCACCCCGAGCUGUAACCGACUGUCAGAGGUGCAGGCCUCCCUGCAUGGAUAGUCCUGGGCCAGCCACGCCACCGAGGUCCAAACCAUGAAAUCCCUGGAGAAUUUUUGGUGACAUACACUGAGCCAAGGUGAUGGACUGUAUAUUUAAGGAAAGACGUAAAAAGAAAAAAAAAUUAAAAUGGAAUUGGAGGCCGAACGCCGCACAGCUGCCCUCUCUCUCACCCAGUAAAUGCUGAAAGCUCUUAGGACAGGAAAACCUGCCGCGGGGCUGCUUCCCUUCCUCCCAGGGCUGGCAGAGGCUCAGGCUCCACUUCGGCUCUCUCCUAGGAUACGGAAACCAUGGCAACGAAAGUAGAAUGUAAAACUUGGAGCAAACAUCUAUGGAAAGGGCUGGGGGAGGGGGCGCCCAACUGCCUUCCUCCCCCUUCCGGAGCCACCACCAGUCACCUCUCCAUGGAAGCCAGUCGGAGGCGUUGGCCAAGGAUAGGAGGAGGAGGAACGAGAACUCUCCAUAGAAUAAUUUAUAGAGCAAGUAUAUGUGUGUGUAUAUAUAUAUCUAUUUAUAUGUAAAUAGCAUAUAUAAAGAUAUAUAUAUAUAUCUAUAGUUUACUUUUUAAACUAUGCAGGGAUUUGGUUAAGUUGUUUAGCUGAUUUCUUCCCUGUUUUAGAAAACGAGGCCUGUGUGGGAAAGGGAACUUGGUCCUUCAAAGGCUAGACAUUGGCCAUAGCUGACAGCUUGAAGGGAAGUCGGGUCUUAGCUUUUAACGUUCCCCUCAACCCCAGCCUGCUUUUGAUGGCAGCGGUAAUCAUGAUAAUGUAAGUCCGUAGAGAACUCAGGUUGCUGGAGGGGAGCAGGCUUUCAGGGGAGAAAAUGCCCCUAGGGCCAGGUACCCUGUCAGGAUUCAGUCAAGGUGGAGGCCCCAGGCCGCCUGCGGGUGUGAGACCACCCACCACAAGCUUUGGUCAGCUCAGGUGGGCUCUUAGGCCUGGAGCCCAGCAGCCUUCUGCCCCCCUGCCGCAGAGAGCAGGGUUAGAGGGGGACCAAGUUCUGCCUAACCACUCCCCCCCGCCCCGUCCCAAAGUGGGUUUUGCCUUAUAGAUGCCACAGGACACAGCUCCGCGUUGUUGCCACUGGUUUUUCCCAAGUCAGGCACCAAGGCCUCCAGACAGUUCUUCCAAGAGUCAGCAGGUGGUGCCCAAGACCCUGGGGCAGCAGCUGACUCCUGAAGAAAGCCCAGCCCUGUGGGCACCUCUGUCUCCGCCAUCCAUGGACGUGAUGCCCCCCGGCCUUCUGUUGCACUUUGGACAAAGGCUGCACCUGAACCAGAAGGGUUUUCUUCUACUCACCUUGAAGUGAGGAUUUUUCUCACAACAGCAGUUGCUGCCAGGGGAAGGGGGGGAGGUUUUAUUUAUUCCCACAGUUUAUACUGGGCCUUUUGGAAUUACCGUUUUUCCCAAAUUUUCCUCUGGCAGUGGGUGUGUCCUGGAGCCUGCCAUCUUCCAAAGCCUUACUUCCCCAAGCUGCCAGCCAGGAGGGGACAGCCAUCCUCCCAGAGUUUCUCUUGGCUCUUUUUUUGUUUGUUUUUUUAAAGCCCCCCCACCCCCCAACGAAUAAGAUUCUUGCUGGGAAAGGAAGCUUGGUAAAGAAGUGUCAGAUCUGAUUUUUGAGCGAGAUCCUAGCCUGUGAUGCAGCAGCCGCCCGGCCCAGAGAGACGAUAAGAACUGGACGUGGGCAAGAGCGCCCCACGCGUGGUGGCCCUGGUGCUCUGCUGCCACCACCCCGACCAUCUGGUCUUGGUAGACGUCCCUAGGUGGGCUGACCCAUGUGCAAUAAGAACAUAGAUCCUAAGGGAUCCCCUGAGAAGCUGUAUUUCUUGAAUUAGAAUUCUGAAAUUGUACAUCUAUAAAUAUAUGUUUAUUAUGUGAUUGGC
Molecule: messenger RNA, 3102 nt
Organism: Ailuropoda melanoleuca (giant panda)
Lineage: Eukaryota; Metazoa; Chordata; Mammalia; Carnivora; Ursidae
Gene: DNAJB12
Product: DnaJ heat shock protein family (Hsp40) member B12
Exons: 9
Coding region: 102-1223 (373 amino acids)
Biological process (GO): cellular response to misfolded protein
Cellular component (GO): endoplasmic reticulum membrane
Molecular function (GO): Hsp70 protein binding
Source: RefSeq, a predicted model, not a curated record